CAGAAGCUUUUUUUUCUUUGAGAGACAUUGUAACGUGCUUUUAGAAUCACAGUUUAAAAUGCUUAAUAUGUACAAAUACGAGUUGUUGGUUUUUUUAAUCGAAGUCUGAGAGGUUUCGUAAGCGUUCGUUUUAAUCAUUUUGUAACAGCGGUUACGGAAAGUUUUGUAACCCGCAAACAAAGAGUUUGAAUUUCCCGCAAUCGUGUAGGGGUCACGUGAGCACUUCUCUGGACCUGAUUGGCUCGGUCCCUCCCGACUGUUUAAAGGGACUCCUCGUAUUGGCCAGAAGUUCGAGCGCCAAGAUUCCAAUAAAAGGGCGAGCUGGCAGCAGAAGCCCUUCACUGUCUCCGUCUGUCCGCUGCUACUUGCUUUGCUUUCCGCUCUUUUUAGCUUCUUAGUUUUUUUUCUUUUCUUUGUAUCCUUUCGAACCCGAAAAGUCACGAUGCUGUCCGCCCGCUCCCCGCUCUCCAUGAAGAACGAGCAGACCCUCAGCGGGCAGCUGGACAAAAUAUCUCUGGACAAAGAGAACACGCCCCCGGGCCUGAACAGCAGCCGCAUCCUGGCGUCCAAAACCGCGCGGAGGAUCUUCGACGCUGCUGCGCCCAAAGUGAAAAAGAGCAGCAGCUCGCAGGAGGAGGAGCCUCUGCUGAAGGAGAACCCUCGCCGCUUCGUCAUCUUCCCCAUCAAAUACCAUGACAUCUGGCAGAUGUACAAGAAGGCAGAGGCAUCCUUUUGGACAGCGGAGGAGGUGGAUCUGUCCAAGGACCUGCAGCACUGGGAGGCCCUGAAGGACGAAGAGCGCUACUUCAUCUCCCACGUGUUGGCCUUCUUCGCCGCCAGUGACGGCAUCGUCAACGAGAACCUGGUGGAGCGCUUCAUGCAGGAAGUGCAGGUGACGGAAGCCCGGUGUUUCUACGGUUUCCAGAUCGCCAUGGAGAACAUCCACUCAGAGAUGUACAGCCUGCUGAUCGACACGUACAUCAAGGACCCCAAAGAGAGAGAGUACCUGUUUAACGCCAUCGAGACCCUGCCGUGCGUGAAGAAGAAGGCCGACUGGGCGCUCAACUGGAUCGGCAACAAGAACGCCACCUAUGGAGAGCGCGUGGUGGCCUUUGCCGCCGUGGAGGGGAUCUUCUUCUCGGGCUCGUUCGCCGCCAUCUUCUGGCUGAAGAAAAGAGGCCUGAUGCCCGGCCUGACCUUCUCCAACGAGCUCAUCAGCAGAGACGAGGGUCUGCACUGUGACUUUGCCUGUCUGAUGUUCAAACACCUGCUGAACAAACCGCCCAAGGAAACUGUCAUCAGCAUCAUCAAGAACGCCGUGGAGAUCGAGCAGGAGUUCCUGACUGACGCUCUGCCCGUGAAGCUCAUCGGGAUGAACUGCGACAUGAUGAAGCAGUACAUCGAGUUCGUGGCCGACAGACUGCUGCUGGAGCUCGGCUUCUCCAAGAUCUACCGGGUGGAGAACCCUUUUGACUUCAUGGAGAACAUCUCCCUGGAGGGAAAGACCAACUUCUUUGAGAAGCGGGUGGGCGAGUACCAGAGGAUGGGCGUGAUGGCGGCGCCCACGGACAACACCUUCAGGUUGGACGCCGAUUUCUGAUGCUGGAGCGUCCCUGCCAUCACACUACCUCCGUCCCGGUGCAUGCUGGGACAGACUCUUGGACUUUAAGGGUCAAAUGAUGAUCUCAAACUUUAUUUACAGACUUGCGAGUCUGCGAGCCACAGCAUUAGACCUGAUCAGAUCUAAAGCUGCGGCUCAGUGCUGUGUAAAUAUGUCAGGAUUUUUAAAUGUGUACAGUUUACUUUUUUUGUAGUGUGUGUUUUUUUGUUUGUUUUGUUUUUUUUAAAUACUGAGCUUUAAUAAAUGACUCGGUGAACAGGAA
Messenger RNA from Oreochromis niloticus (Nile tilapia), 1883 nucleotides. It is a transcript of the gene rrm2, whose product is annotated as ribonucleotide reductase M2 polypeptide. The transcript has 10 exons. Bases 443 to 1600 code for a protein of 385 amino acids. Gene Ontology annotation, biological process: deoxyribonucleotide biosynthetic process. Gene Ontology annotation, cellular component: cytosol. Lineage: Eukaryota; Metazoa; Chordata; Actinopteri; Cichliformes; Cichlidae. The record is from RefSeq and is a predicted model, not a curated record. Gene Ontology annotation, molecular function: ribonucleoside-diphosphate reductase activity, thioredoxin disulfide as acceptor.